GUUCUCGCUUCAGCUGCUUCGUGUGCAUAUUUCAUUGUUUUUUUUCGUUCUUCUCUCGAUUUCGGUUGUUGGUGUGCGUUCCUUUUUCCAUGAAAUAGCAAACGUGAAAUUGAAAGAAAACUUUCAUCACUUUUGGCUGUGUGAUUUGGUGUUGCUGUCACUAUUUUGCUGGUUCAUAUGGCGUUUAUGUGACACAAAAAUAUCAAGAGUGUGUUUUAUUUGGUGGUCGCGUAUACAUUUUUUUUCAUUGCAAAAUACACGCUUCGUUGUCUUUCGUUCUAAAGUCCGUGGAAGCAUCACAAAUAUUAAUUCAAAAUCUCUGAAGACCGAGAGCGAGAGAGAAAGAGGAAUUCGCAUGGAAAACUAAUUGAGCGCAAUUUGUACGAUACACAUAGCAUAAAGCCGUAGUGAACGCUGAACCAAUCCAAACAUACACACACAAAACAGCAAAGGAAGAGACACAGUUUAUAAUUUCUUCUUUUGUGGUUAUAUAAAAUAUACGCCAAAUCAAUAAGAAUCAAUAAAUUUCGAUAUUAGAACGGUGCUGUGAGUCACUCACACCAUCGCACACACAUACAACACAACGCACUCAUGCAAACAAAUCGACGUUUUUCCCUUCUUGUCAUUGAUUUAAAAAAAUCAUCAUUCGUUUAAGUGUUUCGCGUGAUUUUUUUUCUACAAUUCUGUGUCUUUAAUUCCGUUUACUAGUUUUUUUCUCCAUUUUUUACGCUGAACUUCAACUCUAAAUCAGAAGUUUGAUUUCUUUCCGGGUAUUUUUUUUUCGUCGUCGCUGGUGUUAAUUCCAACAUUUAAUUUGAUUGAAAUACGAACAAAAAAUAAAUGCAUUUGUUGUUACGUUUGGUAAACGUUUAAAGUAGAAGGGAAAAUUAUACGCGCCACUCAUUCGCAUCACAAAGUUUGAUCGAUUUUUGAUUCAAUCAAACGACGACGACAACAACAACUGCAACAGCAACAGCAAAUGUACAAAAAUUGCUCGGCUCAACAAUAAACAUUCAUUCCAUCGAAACACUGAGACACAGAGAAAGAUCAUAAAAUCACCUGGCUUCCGCGCAACCAAGAAUUGAUGGUCAAUAAAAACACUGGGGGAGCUGCUAGCGCGAAUUAACACAUCUUAAUCACCCCGAUGGCAAAUUCAGCCAUGGCCGCAUAUGAUAGGCAAUACUGAUUGCAUAUGAACUCACAUGAAACAUCACUCAAUGUUGGGUCUUGUUAACCCAAAGGAUUACACGCUCUAACUCAAAAUCUGUCAAAUGCAAACCAAUGCUAUAAAAAUAUGUUAAAAAAACACAAAAUAUAAAAAAACAAUCAAACCAAAUAAUAUUCAGACCAAAACAAAGACCGUGAACAAAACGAACGCAAUGAAAAUGCAACGACAAAACCAAAAAUUGCAUUUUAAUCGAAAACGUCCCAUCGUCGUCGUGAUCGUCGAUCGGCCAAUCUGGAAUAGCAGCAUGCAUGUGAGCGAAACAUCCGAUUUUCGAAUUGAACGGACGAACUCAAUCAUCAAUGGGAACACUUACCCUCUUCCGCCAAAUGCCAACCAAGUAAAAUGAACGGCGCGCGACACUGUCAACGUGUAAGGUGUGAUUGCUCGAUGAAAACAUAGCAACGAUGAAGAUACAGAUUCAUUGGAAAUAAAACCGCCACAAAUGAUAAGCCGAUACGAUAAGCACAAGAAUUCGUCUAGGGAUUCAUCGUCACGGGAUAAAAAGCAUUCACGCGGCGAACAUCGGCAUAAGGAUCGUGCGCGUGACCAAACCGAUCGCCAUGCAAGACAACACCACAGCAAUCAAUCCAGUGGACGGCAUCAUGGCAAUCUUGAUUCAUCGUACGAUAAAUAUCAUUUAUCGUCACGGGACUCGUCGCAUCAAAAGCGUCGAAAGCGAUAUAGCCCGGAGAAAACCGAUGGCGAACGAGAGCUGGAAGACCUUCGGAGUCGAUUGUUGAGCAAACGCAGUAAGCAAGAUAUCGAACGCAAAAUUGAGGAACAUCAAAUGUACCAGCGAAAUGGUGAGGAAGAAAAUACACGGAGCAGAUCAAGAGAUGAGCAACACCAAAACAAAUCCCAUUCUAGAAAAAGUGUCAUCGAAGUGAUUGACAGUCCAGAAGAUUACGCUGACCUCGACCCUAAUGAAAAGUACAAAUCGGUUAAACAUAAGUCAGACAAACCGCCACCACCGCCAGAGGAUCCAGAAACAAUCAAACGGCGAGCUAAAUUCCUUGAUGCCGAUCGUGAAAUGACCAAGCGAAAGGAGAUGGCACGUGAAGAGUUGGAGGCCAGACGAGAGCUACGCCGUGAAAAGGGAAACGUUAGCGAAUCACCACAUUCACACAAACGAAGCUCACAUCAUAAAUCACAUCGGCGACAUCGUUCACCUGAUGACCAUUCGGUCAUUCAGGUAUUAGAAAGUGAAGAUGAUGAUAAAAGUUCGCAAUCCGAACAAGAUGAUGAUGAUGAUGAUGACACAGAGUCGGAGUCUGGUACUAAUACGAAAUCAAAUUACUCAAGAAGCGAAGAUCAGUCAGACGGUGAAGUGCCAACCAGUCCACUGUCGGUCGGUGAUUUAUCCAAAUCGGAGCACAGAAGGCGACGUAGUCGUAGUCAUGCGAAAAGCCAUUCUAAAAGUCGGUCGAAAAGCCGUUCUACUUCACAUAGCCCAUCGAGAAGUAGAUCAAGAAGUCGCUCAAGAAGCCGCUCAACGCGCUCAAAUUCACGAUCAACUUCACACGAUUCACGAUCCGAUCGAAGGCGUAACAGUUCUCAAGACAGUGAUCGAGACGAUGACAAACAUUUACCGCACUCAAAGAAGCGAGGUCGAAGAGAUUCAAAUGCGUCCGAAUCACAAGACGUGGAGAUGAAAUCUGAAGCGGCGUUCGAGUCAAAGCCAUCCGAAUCUAAAGAGACUGCCCCUGAAAAAGUGGAAGAGGAGCAGUUACCGGAUUACUAUCCUGGUUUACAAGGUUGUCGUUCAGUCGAAGAGUUUAAAUGUCUGAAUCGCAUCGCCGAAGGCACGUAUGGCAUCGUAUUUCGUGCUCAAGACAAACGUACCACUGAAAUUGUAGCUCUCAAACGCUUAAAAAUGGAAAAGGAAAAAGAUGGAUUUCCAAUCACAUCGUUGCGUGAAAUUAAUACGCUGCUAAAAGGUCAGCACCCCAACAUUGUGACGGUGCGGGAAAUUGUGGUUGGCAGCAAUAUGGAUAAAAUAUUCAUCGUCAUGGAUUAUGUGGAGCAUGACUUUAAAACGCUCAUGGAAACGAUGCAGCAUCGAAAACAGUCCUUUUUACCGGCCGAAGUGAAGUGCUUAACACAGCAGCUACUCGCAGCUGUUGCACAUUUGCAUGACAAUUGGAUACUGCAUCGAGAUUUAAAGACAUCGAAUUUAUUGCUAUCGCAUAAGGGCGUACUGAAAGUGGGCGAUUUUGGGUUGGCUCGUGAGUACGGAUCGCCACUGAAGCCAUACACACCAGUUGUGGUGACGCUGUGGUAUCGGGCACCCGAGCUGCUGCUGUGCUGUAAGGAAUAUUCAACACCGAUUGAUAUGUGGUCGGUCGGUUGUAUAUUUGCUGAAUUUCUGUCGAUGGCUCCACUCUUUCCGGGUCAAUCAGAAACGGACCAACUUAAUAAAAUUUUUAAGUUCUUGGGCACACCCAAUGAAAAAGUGUGGCCUGGUUAUAAUCAACUGCCUGCCGUACAGAAGAUUAAAUUCGCCGAAUAUCCCGUAUCAAAUGUACGCGAGAAAUUUGGUCGACGCACGAGUGACCUUGGCAUUCAAUUGCUACAAGGCCUACUCACUUAUGAUCCAAAACAACGACUUACCGCUGAACAAGCAUUGCGUAACAGCUACUUCAAGGAGAUACCGUUACCGAUCGAUCCGGCAAUGCUGCCAACGUGGCCGGCAAAGAGUGAAUUAGGCGCCCGAAAAGCACUAGCAGCAUCGCCAAAACCACCGUCUGGUGGUGGCCAAUUCAAGAAACUCACAUCCGAUGUCGAUGAAAAUCGUGGAUUUAUUUUAGGAGCUGCAUUAGAUGCAAAGGCACGACAUGUGGCAAUGGGACCUGGAUUCAAUUUGAAAUUCUAAAUAUGGCUAGUGUGAGACUUUGACAUACAUUCACGUACACACAUUGAAACACACAAAAUCUCACGUUUUAAAUACAACUCAGAAAGAAUGAAAUAGAAAAAGUAACUAAAGUUGGAAAACAAACAACAAUCUUCACGGUAUAUUGUAUAAAAUAAAAAUAAAAAUAAAAACAAAAACAAAAACAAAGAAGAGAAUAAAACAAUAUCCAAAAACUUUUGUAAAUUUGAAA
Sitodiplosis mosellana (orange wheat blossom midge) is the source of this 4329-nucleotide messenger RNA. RefSeq names its product serine/threonine-protein kinase PITSLRE (gene Pitslre). The coding region runs from base 1671 to 4100 and encodes 809 amino acids. The transcript has 8 exons. Gene Ontology annotation, molecular function: cyclin-dependent protein serine/threonine kinase activity; ATP binding. Gene Ontology annotation, cellular component: nucleus. NCBI's taxonomy places the organism in Eukaryota, Metazoa, Arthropoda, Insecta, Diptera, Cecidomyiidae. The record is from RefSeq and is a predicted model, not a curated record. Gene Ontology annotation, biological process: regulation of mitotic cell cycle; protein phosphorylation.